This is a messenger RNA of Sphaerulina musiva SO2202, 3077 nucleotides long. RefSeq lists its product as uncharacterized. NCBI's taxonomy places the organism in Eukaryota, Fungi, Ascomycota, Dothideomycetes, Mycosphaerellales, Mycosphaerellaceae. Gene Ontology annotation, biological process: piecemeal microautophagy of the nucleus; mitophagy; autophagosome assembly. The coding region runs from base 704 to 2887 and encodes 727 amino acids. The record is from RefSeq and is a predicted model, not a curated record. Gene Ontology annotation, cellular component: cytosol; phagophore assembly site; Atg1/ULK1 kinase complex. The transcript has 3 exons.
CCUCCUCCUCAUACUCAUCAUCCAUCUCCUUGACACCGUUCGUCCGCGUGAGUCUCCUGUCACGAGCGACACGGUUGCAAUUCUCGAAUCCUCGUACGGACACCCGCGCAGCCUGCUGCCAUAGGUCUUGGUCUUAGCUCCCGGGAGGUUAUCAGCUAUCGAGUCCCAGAGCUCGCUCGUGACUCCAUCUGCUCGGCCUUCAACGGCCACGAGACUAGCCAUCACCACGCUGCCGCGCCUCCUGCCUUCUCUUGGACCAGCUGCCUUACCUCCUAGUCUCAACACAACGAGUCUGCUGCUGCUGCUGCUCUUGAGCGUCUCGCUGCGUCUCGAGUGCACAGCGCGUGUUCUCUGCACUGAACUGCACUGCACUGCACUGCCCUGCCCUGCCCUGUCCUGCACUGCACCAGGCUGCUGGCCCGCUCGUGUGCUUCUGUGCUCAUGCUCCAGUGGUGACCAUGAUGGCCUCCUCUCUGAACUAGACGCAGUCCAGCGCGCCACGCUCCCGGGCUCCUACCCACACCUCCAGGCAGCAUCGGGCGACCCCCAACGGCCCUCAAGGCUGCCGUGAAUAUGGGGCGGUCUGCUAGCAUCACUGCGACCACUGUACCAUUGUAGCUGCCCACCUUCGAACUCUCCUACAACAUACCAGCUAUAGAACAAACCAUACUACUAGACCAGUCGAGGACGGCGACGGCCCACCAUGCACCAGUUUCCCCGACCCUCGCCCCGCAGCGCCUCUGCUGCGAGCAAUCCCACAACGAAUCCUGAGCGGACGAACAACUCAAGAGAUCGACCGCCCCAACGAACACGGUCGAGUGUAGAUCUGGCUUCGUACACCGAGAGGGCCUUGGCCGAGACAGGUCAAGAGUCGAGCCGUGACAGUGCGGCAGGGAGCCAGGACAGAGAGGCUACCAAGCUGAACCAGAUUAUACAGCAUUUUCACUCCAAAGCGGCUCUGACGAUAUGCUCUGCGCGCGCAAACUUGCCAAGCAUCACAAACCAAGCUGGUGACACCAAACAGAAUCGAUGGUUCAAUGUUAUACUAGACGAGACAGAUGUCCUGCUCGAGGAUCUCUCGCCCUGGCGACGACCAGACCUCUCUGAAAAGCGGCCUGGGCCACUCGUGAUAGAGGUAUACGUCGAUACGUCGCACCUAUCGCACAGCCAAGCACUGGUUGUCAUCGACGAUGCGGGCAAGCGUUGGGACGUUGCAGAUGCGUUAGGAUCCUCCGCAGAUUCCAGCCCCCGUCACAACCGUAAUGGUGGACGCUUGUUCGAGGUCGUGCUCGAACGCUGGACUAUCGAUCUGGGAGAUGCUGACGGCUAUUCGGUCUCCGAGCUCAAUGAUGCAUUGCCAAAUGUGUAUAAGAAAGGUGUCGUGGUCUUCAGAUCUCUGUACAGCUACUCUCGUCUCUUGCCCGCAUGGAAACUGCAUCGGAAAUUGACCAGACAGCCUGGUGCCCACCAGGCAUUGAGGCUGAGAUUCCGUAUCAAAGAAGGAUGUGCUCCUUCUCAGUUACGUUCAGACAGCCUAUAUACUCCGCUCUGUCCAUCUGAGCAGGACGCGGACUCUCUGGUCGAGCGGUACACCAUACCGCCACUCCUGUGCCGAAGUGGACCACUCUCAAUCUGUGUAGAAUAUCGCACUAGCUGUGAUUUCAAUGUUGCAGACUCUGAGGCGCUACUGAGCUCGCGAUUCCUUGGACUGGACGAAGGACUUCCAACGGCUGUAGGGCAUGGAAGAUCGCUCCCUGGUCGACGUAGUGAGCAGUCGCGCGUGCAGUAUAGUAGUCUGGCAGGAGGUGCAAGCAGUCAAAGACCUCGCGUUGGCGCCUACGGCAGUCUUGGCACCUUCCACUCCACAGGUAAACGAGCUUCCCCCGUGACGGAGCUCAGACAACGUGCAUUGGACGACGAGAUGGAAGAUCACAUGAAGCGGCCCACAAGCAGCAGGGGAGGAGGAAGUGGUGUUGGUGGUGGUGUUGGUGGUGGAGGAGGUGGUGGUGGAGGAGGAGGAGGAGGAGGAGCUGGCAGUUAUGGCAGAGGAACGCCGAUCAACUUCGUCAGCAACCCGCCUUUCAAGUCUGGCUCACUCGCCUCUUCGCCAAAGGCCUCGCCCAGCAGCUCAUUUGGCAGAUCGGACGGCAACUCGCUCCCAAGAAGGCUGGGGACGUCCUCGUCUGAUAGACGCGUAUCAUUGAACACGCUGCCUCAACAAGCACUUCGGGCACCACCGAUUGCAAGCGAAACAGCAAUCGCCUCCUCCGGCUCUUCCUCGCCGAAGCCAGCGGCACCAGUCCACAGAUACAGUAGCAGUUUUGCGAAUCGCAACAAGCGCUUCGUGCCGCAAAGCGGUAGUAACAAAACCGUGGAGAGCAACGCUAGCUCAGAACGGGGAAGCAGCUCUUCCAAGGACCGCUCCGGACAGCUUACGAAGGACUCUCCGGGCUCUUCUGGAAGCGGUCAGAAGCCUGAGCAUGAGGAGAUUGGUGACUUCCUCAAUCAGCUACAAGCGGCGAGCAUCAGGCCAGUCUCACGCGGCACCACAAUCAACCUCUCCCAAUACAGCGGAAAACAGGGUGGACAGGAAGAGCUGGACGAGAAAAUGAGUGCAAGUUUCUUGGUCCAGCACGGCAGCACACCGCCUAGCCGGAGGUUGAGCAAUGUGCCUGGUCUCUCGACGAGCUCCAGUCCUUCGCGUGCACUGGCUGGCGGUGCACACGCACCGUUUGUACGGUCGCGACUGAGCACGCACAGCAUCGCGGAGGAAGUCACUGGCGCUGGAUCUGGCGGCCUGUCUGGGUCCGACAGUCCGAAGAUAUACGAGGAGGACGAAGAAGACGAAGAGCCCUUCAUCUUUCCGCAGGACAAUCUCGAUCACUGAACAUGGGAGGCUCGGUCAUCCAUUCAGCAAGGUGUUUCCAUGCAUUGGUUCGGCGGGAAUCGGCUAAUUCUGGCGACGGCGGAGUAUAACGCAUUCAGACUUUAAGCAAAGGGUGCAAAGGGUAUACAGGUGUAUGUCGCAUGGCGUGCCUAUGAAAUGCAAAGAGCAUGUAUUGAGUGCCUAAUAAUCA